Amphimedon queenslandica is the source of this 3528-nucleotide messenger RNA. RefSeq lists its product as uncharacterized. The transcript is spliced from 10 exons. The record is from RefSeq and is a predicted model, not a curated record. The coding region runs from base 171 to 3152 and encodes 993 amino acids. Lineage: Eukaryota; Metazoa; Porifera; Demospongiae; Haplosclerida; Niphatidae. Gene Ontology annotation, molecular function: zinc ion binding; phosphatidylinositol binding; nucleic acid binding.
UACUAACGCCUCCUCGACUCGCUGACCCACUCUUGAUUCUUGAUUCUGCCUUUAUGUCCCUGUCAGUCUUCAUUAUGACCCCUUGGAUUACUAACUACGAUUGAGCAAGAUUUCGUGAAAAUUUCCUUUUACCCCACAAGUAACAGACUGUCCCUGACUAUCUAAAAAUCAUGAAAGUGUCUGAGGUUAUCCAAUCAAUUCAAGGGAUGCCCGUUUGUGACAGGCUCUAUCUUCUCUGUCAGUUGCUUCAAAGAUGUGUUACGUAUGAAUUGGCCUACCUGAGAUCCAUUCUACUUGGUAACUUGUCUGAAAACCUCUCCUCUCUCUCCACCCCCGAAAGCUUAGCAAAUAAAAUGGAUUUCCUCACAUUCAAUUGUUUAUCACUAGAUGAUGAAGUCCUUGAUAAGGUUAUCUGUUCCCUCUCUUUACUUCAUUACGACAACCGGCCUGUGGCUCAAAAGAUAUUUUCUCUUUUAAGUGAGAGAGAAAUACUGGCAAAGGCUGAAGAAAAUGAGAGCCAAGAGACGCUUGAUAAGCUCCGCCUACUCUAUGUCCUGGCUGUUUAUCAUCCUGCUAUGUCAUUCAAUCAACAGCAUCAUUUAUUGACCAUUUUCUUGAGACAUCUUGAUGAACUUUAUGAGCUAAGAGAAAAAGAAAUAGAGAGAAAGAAAGAAGAAGCUGAAACCAUUGCCUUGGCAGCAUCAGAGCGUCCCAGCAUACCUUCUGAUGAAGCAACAAUAAGACGCUGUGAAUUGAAAGGUGUAUACAAGAGACAAUCAGAUAAAAGAUAUCCAUAUAUAUUAGAGGUGGAGUGGUCUAAUGGGGCUUGUUCUCACAUUCAGCGUACAUAUGGUGACUUCUUUACAUUUCAAAAUAAGCUGUUGGACAUAUUUCCUGAGGAAUCUGGACAGAGGAGUAAGAAGCAAAGAGUGAUACCAUUCCUGCCUGGUAGAAAAUUGCUCUCUGGUCGUACUAAUAGAGAAUUAGCAGAGAAGCGGUUACCUGAUCUCUGGAAAUAUACUCAUGAUUUAUUUACACUGCCAGAACACAUUUCACAAUGCAAGCAUGUGAUAGACUUCUUCCGGCCACGCCAGACUGAUGCUAGAGAUGAAAUACUAGCCAAUCACAAGAUAACUACACUAGCAGAUAUGAAAAAUGCUAAGCCAAGAGGUUCUGUAUCUUUUCUCAAUAGCUCAUCUCCAUCCUCCUCCCCCUCUCGUCCGCACUCAGCCAUACAACAUGUUCUUAAUCCAUCUUCUGCCUCUCCAUCUGCACGAAGCUCCAAUACCCUCCCUGCACAGCAAUCGCCUGGUCAAAAAGACUCCAAUCAAAUUAAUAGGAGAUCAACUUAUCCAGCACGUCCCAGUGGGACCAGUGCUUUUACUGUUGUAACUCCAACUGGUUCAAGUGAAAAACUACACUCAUUAUCCCAGACCUCUAUCACUAGUACAAAUGAGGUUUUGAAUCCUCCCACUACUGUUGCCUGUCACGUUGUGACACCUCCUACUAGUAGGAGUAACGGCUCUCCUGCUUUUUCUGUGAGUAAUAAUAAAUUUAAUUCUCCAGUUGGAGGAGGAGGAGGAGUAUGGGAUUCUGAGUCACCUACUGUUAUCAAGUUUGUGCGAUCAGGUAAAUCAAAAGGAGAUAAAGGAGAGAAAUCAAAGGAGAGUAAACGUAAAAACAGCAAAGAGAGCAACAGCUCAUCAUCCCUCAAUAAGGCAGAUACACUCACUCAUAAAUCAGCUCCUAGUUGGGCUGAUAGAUGCGAUUCCCCGCCUAACAUUGAGUCAAGUUUAUCACCUUUCCAGACUGUAACCACUACUUAUAAUACCCCGCCUACCUCCUCUACUCAUCGUACAACUACUCCAAGUGUUGUUCCUUCCUCUGCUCCCCCUGAGACAGGGUCUCUCUCUUUCUCUCCGUCACUCCCCCAGCUGUAUCAGUAUGGUCUUCAUACUCCUUUAUAUCCAAUCUCUUAUACCCCAACGCAUUUUGAUACUCCGUCACCUAAACCCACUCCAUUGGGUAGUCGUACACCAGGGACGCCUACAACAGAGGCUGAGCAUUUUAAGAAAUGGUUGAAGUGCCAUAGACUUCAUAAAUAUGAUAAUUUAUUUACCAACAUGAGCUUUGAAGAGGUCACAAAGUUAACAGUGGAAAAUUUAAAGAGCAUUGGAAUGACACAGGGAGCUGCAAAGAAACUCUCACAAAAAUUAAAUGAGCAACUAAUAAAUGGUGCAACGUCAUUUCGUGACAUGCCAAUACCAGCCAUAUCACGACGCCCAUCAACCACUAGCCUUCCUGCUGCUCUUUUGUUAGAGAGGCAACAGUUAACUCCCUCAUCAUCUAUCGACCAGCUCAGUCUGCAUGGUGGCAGUACUUGCAGUCUUGAUGUACUUGGUCAUAGUUACUCUCACCACAGCACACCCAAACAUCUUCACCGCCAUAGUGACAGCAUUUCAGAUGCCAAUACAGUUGAUACUGCCAUUUUAGAGGCUGGACCUUCUUCUAAUGUUUACACCAGAGGAGGUAAUGAGAUUGAUGGCUCUAGAGGGAAUACUGUCAAUGGACAGUCUAGAUUAUCUUACACUUCAUCCUCUCCUCUUCAUUGGGCUCCUACUCCCUAUGUAGUCACUACGCCUACAGAUAAAGACACAGAGUUAAAAGAUGAAUUUAACAGACCAACAUAUUCACAUAAGAAAGAAUCAGAUCAUCAACCACGUCUGCCCCAUCGUCUUGUACCUCAGGGAACUACCAAUAGAAUGCAAGGGAUUGUAGCAUCAAACUGGCCUCAUCCUUUACCUGCUCCUCCUCCUACUGUACCGCCACAAAUGGUCCGUGGUGUCCACAGAAACAGUCAACCUGUUUUGACGUACACUCAGACAGUAAAUGGACUAGUUCGCUCUUCACCAGUUUUGCAUGCUGGUUCUGGUCCUCCUAGUAAUAGAUACUCCGCUCCUCCGAUCCAGCAAUCCUUAGCUACUCCUCAAAUUUAUUAUUCUUCUUCCUCUCGGUCUCCCGGCCCAUCUCCCUCAUCUUCCUAUUCUUGUUAUAAUUGUGGCAAUAGAGGACACCAAGGAGUUACCUGUCCUUUACUCUAUACCUCUCCUCCUUCAUCCUCAUCCAAUAAUAGUGCGCUAUUGAGAAGUUGAUGUAGCUACUGUCUAGAUAGUACCAUUUCAAUUACCUCGUUGCUUUUUCUUCCUAAUGCUAUUUCUCCCUCCCUCCCCUUUCUCUCCUUCUCUCUCUGUCCCUUGAUCCUGUCAUCCAUUCAUCAUUCCUGUUAAACCUUGGCCCCCUCUCUCUGCCUCACAUAAUAGUGUCAUCAAGAUAAUUUGGCAUGUACCCUAUUGUACGUUUAUAAGAAGACUGUUAUUAGUAUUAAUUAAAACACUCUGAUUUACGACACUUCUAUUCACUGUCAAUCUUUUUAGCUCCAUGCAGCCGUUGUCCUAUCUAUGUCAUUCUCCUUUUUAUUAUUCCUCAUGUGCUGCUUAAUAAUAAUGAAUUAUUAUGAUCCAAUCUUAA